GGCAAGGUUGGUGUUAUCAGCUGAGAAAGAUAUAUUUGAACCUUGAAUAAAUUUUUUUCUUUCUUUUUUUUCUUUCUUUUCUUUUUCUAAACAAAUUACAAUAAAAAAAUGUAUUCUACAAAUCAACAGGAAUUUCAUAUGGAUAACAACAAUAGUAAUGGAGAUAUGUUUGUAAACAAUCAACCAAGAACACGAACCAGUUUAAAUCAGCAGUCUUAUCUUCACCACAAUACCAACAAUAAUAAUUUUGGUCCUAUGGCCAUUAAUCCUUCAAGCACCGUUUCCAAUAAUGUAGGCUUUGCAGAUCCUUCAACAAAUUGGUUCAGUACAAGCUUAGAUUCAAACGCUUCUUCUUUUGGCCAAUCUCCCGUCUUUGGUGGCAGAGACCUUCUAGUCACACCAUCCAAUUCUACAGGUCAUAUCAUCGAAGGCUUUGCUGCUGGUCCAGACGAUGAUGAGCUUAGCCAAAGAAAUCAUCAAGAAAUAUUCGAAAAGAGAAGAAGAAGACGCGAAUCACACAAUGCGGUUGAAAGAAGAAGAAGAGACAAUAUCAAUGAAAGAAUUCAAGAGCUUUCUACUAUGCUACCUGAGCAUUUGUUAGAAUCCGUACCAGCCAGUUCCAAUGUAAUGUCAGUUGCAACGGGACAAAACGGGGCUAAUGGCAAGCCUAUUAAUAAGGGCACUAUUCUUAAACUGUCGGUUGAUCAUAUCAAGGAAUUAAGAGAAGAAGUGACAAAUUGUAAAGGAAAGAUCAAGGAACUUGAGCGUCUGAUCGAGCUUGCAAAACGAGGCGAACAUCAUUUAAAACAAGAGGAUAAUAUUGACUUGUAUCAACAACAUGCUAUGAAUAUGAUGAAUCAACAACAACAACAACAACAGCAACAACAACAGCAACAGCAACAACAGCAGCAGCAGCAUGGGAGACAAAGACAUGAACGUGUUGGCUCAAUACAGUUUCAGCAACAGUUUGGAAAGCUUCAUAUUACAGGUGAUGAGCAACAACAGCAAGCAUAAAAUAUUACCUAUACCCUUUCUUUCCUUUCCUUUUUAUAUUUAUCCUUUUUACAUGUAUAUAUUUAUAUAUAUAUAUAUAUAUAUAU
Molecule: messenger RNA, 1100 nt
Organism: Mucor mucedo
Lineage: Eukaryota; Fungi; Mucoromycota; Mucoromycetes; Mucorales; Mucoraceae
Product: helix-loop-helix DNA-binding domain-containing protein
Exons: 3
Coding region: 109-1014 (301 amino acids)
Biological process (GO): regulation of transcription by RNA polymerase II
Molecular function (GO): RNA polymerase II cis-regulatory region sequence-specific DNA binding; protein dimerization activity; DNA-binding transcription factor activity, RNA polymerase II-specific
Source: RefSeq, a predicted model, not a curated record